Molecule: messenger RNA, 3987 nt
Organism: Triplophysa rosa
Lineage: Eukaryota; Metazoa; Chordata; Actinopteri; Cypriniformes; Nemacheilidae
Gene: entpd3
Product: ectonucleoside triphosphate diphosphohydrolase 3
Exons: 10
Coding region: 165-1853 (562 amino acids)
Biological process (GO): nucleoside diphosphate catabolic process
Cellular component (GO): plasma membrane
Molecular function (GO): UDP phosphatase activity; GDP phosphatase activity
Source: RefSeq, a predicted model, not a curated record
CACAAUUUUCUUCAGAAAUAUGUUGGAGGAAUAGCAGUAUAUGAGCUACUGUGCACGUUAUUCGUCUGUUUUCAUAAAGAUGAAUAAAGUCUCAUUGCAUUAUUAACAUCCAUGUAAAUGUGAUUUGGUGGGCUGUGACCUUAAUUGAAUGGGAGGAGUUUCAAAUGAAAUUUAGUGUAAAGCCCUCUGCCCCUCCCUUGCUGUCUCUUCAGCAUGCUUAUUCACACACAAACAUAGACACACACACAUAUUCACCCACAAUCUCACACUUUCACGCUCUCACAUAUCAGUACAGAAUGAUCCAUAAGGAGUCUCAGUCUUCAGACCACCUUACAGCAGCUUCACGCAGAGGGGUGAUGAUGUCAAAAGUGGCAAUAGCUUUGGUCGCUUUCUUUCUGCUGGCCAGUGUAGCGGUCAUCAUUAGUAUAGCAGUUGUACAAACUCAUAAGAAGACUCGCCUCUCCCCUGGACUGAAGUAUGGUAUUGUAUUGGAUGCAGGCUCCUCCAGGACUACUAUAUAUCUCUAUGAGUGGCCCGCUGAGAAAGAAAACAACACUGGAGUUGUGACCCAGACAAUGAAGUGUCAGGUUGAAGGUCCUGGAAUUUCAGAUCUACGUGUAGACUCUGCUAAGGACAAGACGACGUGGGAAAGUUUUAAUUUUUGCAUGUCGGAGAUAACCAAGGCCAUUCCAGCCAAACAGCACAGUCAGACGCCUGUGUUCCUCGGAGCAACAGCAGGAAUGAGACUUCUACAACAAAAAAAUCCAGAAAGGUCCAACACUAUCCUGAGAGACAUGCGAAACUACCUCAUGGGUUAUCCUUUCAACUUCCGUAAUGCUUCCAUCAUGUCCGGGCUGGAAGAGGGUCUUUACGGCUGGAUCACUGUCAACUACCUGAUGGGUAAUUUUCUCGAGAAAACUCUAUGGGAUGCCUGGGUACAUCCUCAUGGAGCUAAUACCGUUGGCUCGUUGGAUUUGGGUGGAGCCUCCACCCAGAUUGCCUUUGCCAUACCCGAUGAUGCUGAAGGAGAAGACAUUAUCAAGGUUUCACUCUAUGGCUAUGAAUACAACAUCUACACACAUAGUUUUCUCUGCUAUGGGAGAAAUGAAGCUGAGAAGAGAGCUUUGGCCAAACUUUCAAAGGAAUCCAGUAACUGGUCUAAUGUAAAGAAUCCGUGUUAUCCUGCUGGCUACAACAUCACUAUGCUUGCAGAAGAGAUUUUUGGCAGCGAGUGCACAAAGAACCAAAUUACUUCGAAGUACACCCCCACACGACAAAUCACUUUCUAUGGACAGAGUAACCCAGAACAGUGCAAAGUCCUGGUUAGGAGCAUCUUUGACCUGACGUCCUGCCAGGAAGGUGAAAACUGCUCUUUUGAUGGAGUUUCUCAACCACAACUCGGUGGAGACUUCAUGGCUUAUGCGGGGUUCUACUGGGCUGCCUUGUCGCUUAAUGUGACAGGUUCAAAGAGUAUGGAGACAUUCAAUGUCAACAGGAUGGAGCUCUGCUCAAACAACUGGAAAACUCUAAAAGAAAAGCAUGUGGACAAGGACAUCCAUGUGAAGUCCUUUUGCUUCUCAGCAAACUAUGUGCACACUAUCCUUGCAGACGGAUACAAGUUCAACGCUGACAACUGGAAAAGUCUCAAUUUUCAGAAAGAGGUGAAUAAGACCAGUAUAGCCUGGUCCCUGGGCUACAUGCUCGCACUUUCCAACAUGAUUCCAGCAGAAGGGAAAAUCCUCAAGCUACCCAUAGACAACGUUCUCUUCACUGGACUGCUUCUCGCGUUCUCGGCUCUGACCAUUAUCACCCUCACGUACCUUGUCAUCGCACUGGCCCGCUACUGUUACUGAAGUUUGUGACCUGACCUCUGCUUCUUUACUGAGUUCUCGUCUGAAGGACUUGUCUCCGCAUAGGCAGGUUUUGUAAGUCAGGUGAGAUCCUGAUGUGUUGCUGCAGAUGAACCUGCUAGAGAUGGAUCUUUAAUUUUGGAGCCCGAAGGCACUGUUUUGAAGGUCCAACAAUGCCGAGGUUUAAAAAAAUACCUGAAUGUUAUUCAGUGUGUUGGCUAUUUAAAGAGAUGUGCGUUAUCUGUAAUAAAUGUAAAAAGAACCCAAACUUUAAGAGGGAGUGUACAGGUAUUCAAGCCUUUGCUGUGAAUUUAAAUGAAAACUUCAGAGUGAACUGUUUUAUCUUAGAAAAAAAAUAUCUAGAAUGGUCGUGACGUUGUUUGUGUAUUGUAAUGUUUGUCUCACUGCACUGCAUCAUGCCUUCAUAUCUAAUACAAAUUGUAUUUCUGCAUGUGCUCUUCAGAACACGUUGUCUUUGGAUGAAAUCUGUCAUUGUACUCUAAAUAAAUGUUAUGGUUGAUAAUUGACAGUGUAGUGUAGUGUUAACUGUUGAUUUUUCUCUUAAAGCUACAGCCGUCAUACACAAACACAAUAAAUAAAAAAUAUCAUAUCAUAAAUGACCAGUAAUCAGCUGAAAUGUAUUAUUUAAGUGAACUUUGUGUGGCUACUUUUAGAGAAGAGCAUUAUUCACUGCCAUUAUAAGGACAAAAACCAGCACAACAUCCGUGUUUUGCUUUUAAAAGAAUAAAGAAAAGUUUUAUUCUUUUUUUUAAAAGCAUGUGAAACAUUUAACUAAAGGCAGUUUCUAUUCAGAAUAAAGUACACUGUAAAAAAUGUUUAAGCCUGCACAACAAAAAAACUUUUUCUUGUUCACUCAACGUUUUGGAAUAGAAGUUGUACUGAUUUAAAACAACCAAUUGGAGAUACAAAAAAUAAUUAAUUGAGGUAAUUUAGGAUUAUUAGUUUUCUUGAGAGGUUCAAAAAUUAUGUUUAAGUCAUUAGUUGUCACAAUAUAGUCAAGUUUACUUAAUGAACAUCAUAACAAAAUAUUUUUUGUUGGCUGAACAUAAAUAAAGAAUAUAGAUUAGUUGUUUAAAAACACAUAUAUUUGUCUUUUACUACAAUUGUAGGUUACUUGUUUUCUGCCUCAAACAGACCAAAAAUUUGAUCAAAUAACUGUUUGAACAGUUUGAGUUGAGUGCAUUUAUACGGGGUUUGGUGUUGUGUCAUGCACUUACACCUCAACAUUGAACACACAAACCUCAACCAUGGUAAAAAUCAAAAAUCAUCAUUCAUUAAACAACUCUAAACACAACAGAUAACUAACAGUAACAACAAGAUUAAAGCAUGAAGCCAGCAAGAACUAAAACACUAAUCUUUAAAAGAAAAACAAAUAAGAAACACAACAUGCUGCAGUGCAUCUUGGGAACUUUCAAACUCUUGCUAUAUUGUUUGUUCAGAAUACACUGUUUUGUAAGUGGGGCAAACUUUCUGACGCAUUUUGGCCCAAAACAUGAGAAUCCAAAUCCGGUCAACAAAAUAAUCUUUGUUAAAAACAUGUUUAGGCUACUUUUGUUUAGUAUAUGCCAAACAAUCAUUUGACUCCUUUAACUAAAAAUUCUAUGUUCAAUUUACUUAUUUAUCUUUGUAGGGAGAACAUUUUGAAAGUUGGAUUUUUUACAGUAUUAGGCCUACAUUGAAGUAACUCCAUUUAUUUACAUUUAUAGAGGUCUUUUUGAGUGAACUUGCAAAGAAGUUUUCACACAACUCAUAUUUUUAAGUUAAUGAGGAAAAUGUUUGGUUACAAAGAAUGAAGUUCUGUGAACUUUUUCAUGGACUUUUGCUCAACCAACACAACAAAAUUAGUUGUUUGAACAUUUUUUGAGUUGGGUUUUUUACAGUGUAAUAAUAGUAAGGUCAGGCACUGAUGACCGAUGCACAGGGCCAGGACAUGUUCGUAAUGGAAAAUAAACGGUAUGCCUUGUUUUGUUAGAAAUUGAUGUCUAAGAGGCUUCAACAUCAUUUUGUGUUAAUGGCUGUGAUAGCAAAAAAAAGAAAACUUGUUCAUUACAACUUUUAGAGUUUAAGCCGUGUAGACUGCAAUGUGAUCAUGUUGAUGUUGCUAAUAAACUUAUGU